ACAAGCUACUGGCGUUGCGUUCGUCGGUCCUAGUAAAUCGUAAAAAUGACACUUGAAUAUGAUGCCAUCGGAUAUAAAACCUUUCUAGCAAACGUUGCCGACGCUCUCAAUAAAGGAAAUUCACGUUGAGAAAACUGAUUGACAAUUUUUUAUAGCCCGCCUCGUUUAGAAAAACGCGGUUCACCCAUUUUUGUUUCUUUGAACGCACCAGUGUGUAAUCCGCCAUCGUAGGGCGUUUCAUUGACUGAAACUGUAACAAGUGACAACACGGCAAUUUAAGAUAAUUUGAACGGGAUUUCUGUCGGGAGUACAUUCUCAUUGAUUCAGAAAUGCGCUACAGGAGUCAGCCGGUCUCGCUAGUUUGUACUUUGAACCACCAACGUGCGUCACCUUGAUUUCAGACAUGGCCGCUGUCGCGUUAUAAUAGCAAAAAUCACCCUCAUGUCCCAGAAAGCAAUAGUACAAACACACGAGUAUUUAUUUUAUAAUGGGGGUAGUGGUACGGAAUCUCCAAAAGGUGGUGCCUCUUCGCCGCGCUCGGCUCCGCAAGGAUGUAAACACGCUCAGGCACAUUUUGGGCAUCCAGAAGUUCGAUUUGGGCGUCAUUUGUGUGGAUAACCGCAGAAUGCAGCACAUUAAUAAUAUUUACAGGAAGAAAGACGAGCCCACUGAUGUCCUGUCGUUUCUAUUCCAUGAGGGCCUACGACCCGGUAAGAUGCCGUGUCCCCUCCAUAGAGACGAACUGAACCUCGGGGACAUCUUCCUUGGCGUGGAGUAUGUGAUGAAACAGUGUCAGGAAGAGUCCAUCGAUCUGCACGCUGCCCUCACUGUAGUGGCGGCCCACGGUAUCUGCCACCUGCUCGGCUACAGACAUGAAACAGAGGAAGAAUGGAGCGAGCAACUCCGGAGGACAAAAGUAGUAGUGUUUUGCCUCAAGAAAGACUGCAUUUCCCAUGAGGACCAGCACACACCCGCACAGUGUCGUAAAAUCAUGAUCUCACAGUCGGCUGCAGCAGAUGAAUUAAAAGCCAUUUCUGUUUCGAGCAGCUGUGUGAAGAAUAAAUAGUAAUAUGGUAAUGAAUCCAGUUGUGGCUAAACAAUAGCAUGUGACAGUUAGCAACAGUGUGACUUAGUGUGGCAAAAACUCAUCAGUGUUGACAUCCAGGAGGCGAGUGAAAGCCGGGCAGAGGUUUAUUCUUGAGUAUCCUGGUAGCCUCCCUUUUUUCCCCUCUUAAGACAAAACUUUUUGUCCCUUGUUUCUCUGCCAUCUUUGCAGAAUUCUCGCAAAAGCGUUCGCAUCGACUUCAGUCUUCAUAAUGAACGGGGAAAGAGGAGAAGUGAUUUCUGUGCCGUAAAGCAGUUAGCACAUUUGUAGUUUUUUGUGUGGCAGGGUUCCUGCCACCCUCUUUAAAGUUAAUUAGUGCUGGCGAUACAGACCCCCUCAAGAUAUAAAAGAGGUGCCAUUCAACUAGUCAGUCAACAUAUCACAAAUGUUAUGAAAAUAUUUUAUAAAGGUUAUCUAGCGUUGCUUAAUGGAACACAAAGAAUACUUCCUAAACUUUCCACCAUGUU
Corythoichthys intestinalis (scribbled pipefish) is the source of this 1572-nucleotide messenger RNA. RefSeq names its product endoribonuclease YbeY-like. Gene Ontology annotation, molecular function: metalloendopeptidase activity. Lineage: Eukaryota; Metazoa; Chordata; Actinopteri; Syngnathiformes; Syngnathidae. Gene Ontology annotation, biological process: rRNA processing. The record is from RefSeq and is a predicted model, not a curated record. The coding region runs from base 488 to 1066 and encodes 192 amino acids. The transcript has 4 exons.